CGGACGCCACAACGUAAACAAUCUGUCUCUAUCAAUCGACAAACUGUCACAUUUUGAGGAUGAUUUUCGACCAAAUAUAGCGAGUCAAGUAUUGUGCGACAAUUUGGAUAAUGCAGAUCAUGCUAUAAAUCUAAGAAAAGAAUACAAAAAUGAGAAAAAAUCUGGCAUAUCAGGAUUUGGAUAUCAUUCCUCCAAAUUUGGCAGAAACUGAGGGUGAAUCUUUGCAAGAAAUAGAUCUGACUCACAAUAAAAUUUCUGACCUUCGAUUUCUGAUAGAUUUUCCUAGACUAACAUGCUUAGUUCUGGAUCACAAUAGUAUUGAGUCACAUGUGAAAAUCCCAACUUCCACCAAUCUUCAAACUUUGUGGGUAAAUCACAACAAAAUUAAGAAUCUAGGUUUGUUUAUCUCCACACUGUGUAAGUCUUGUCCAAACCUGAAGUUUCUGUCAAUGAUGAACAAUGAAGCUGCCCCUAGUUACUUCAAUGGAGGCACAUACCAGCAGUACAUGGAUUACAGACAUUUUGUCAUUGCACAUUUUCCCAAGCUGGAGGUCCUCGAUGAUAAGAAGAUUGAAGAAAAUGAGAGAUCUGAAGCAAAGAGAAUUUAUCGACGCAAGGUUUCUACAUCAAAGCAAAAAUCACUGAGGAAAAAGUCCGAGACCUGAUUUAUGAGAGGGACAAACUAUGAAUCACAGACCGCAUUAUGCAGCAUAAAUUACAUAACACUAGAAGAAAAAGUGUAUGCAUGUAAAAGAAUGAUUUAUUAGGAAGAAACAAUUUUUCAGUGACCAGAUUUCAUGACAUCAUAUAUAUAUGUAUAUGCAUAGUGUAUUGUCUUGCAUAGGUCAUCAUUAGGCAAUCAUAAAAAAAAUUUGUUUGAUGUACUCUGACCAACAUUUUUUUUCAAGGUGGGUAGGUAUUUUUUUUAAUUAUACAAUACAUUGAAAAAGAUCACAAAAAUCGCAGAGUUAGAAAUUUACUGAUGUUUUCAUUAUACAAUGGACAAGUAGAAAGAUUUUUUAUUUAAAUAAUGCUGAAAACUGAGAAUCUAAAAAUGUCUUUAAAAUGAUAAACCUUAACUUUCAAUCUUAAUUUUCGAUACCCCCCCCCCCCCCCCACAAAAGAUAAUAACAAAAAAAAAAUAAUAGAAAAAAGAUUAUGAAGUACUGAAAAAAUGAUCGGUUAGGGAUGACUUUAAUGGGUGGUGGAAUACACCAAACAAGUCAUUUUUAUUGGUGGUCUUGAUUACUGUAGCAACUUUCUUUUGUGGAUUAAGUAUAUGUUGUGGUUAUCUUUCUUUGAGCUGUAGCGACUUACAGGCUUACAUACAAUGUUGUACUUCUGUACAGAUGCAUGUGCUAACUAAGUGUAAAUAUUUUAUUCCUUGCACAAAUAAAGAGCUCUCCAAGUUACA
Saccostrea echinata is the source of this 1414-nucleotide messenger RNA. Its product is annotated as probable U2 small nuclear ribonucleoprotein A'. Gene Ontology annotation, molecular function: protein binding. Lineage: Eukaryota; Metazoa; Mollusca; Bivalvia; Ostreida; Ostreidae. The transcript is spliced from 7 exons. The coding region runs from base 150 to 665 and encodes 171 amino acids. The record is from RefSeq and is a predicted model, not a curated record.